Molecule: messenger RNA, 4892 nt
Organism: Manis javanica (Malayan pangolin)
Lineage: Eukaryota; Metazoa; Chordata; Mammalia; Pholidota; Manidae
Gene: TRAK1
Product: trafficking kinesin protein 1
Biological process (GO): endosome to lysosome transport; protein targeting; neurogenesis
Cellular component (GO): dendrite; mitochondrion; cytoplasmic vesicle
Molecular function (GO): myosin binding; GABA receptor binding
Source: RefSeq, a predicted model, not a curated record
CUCUGAUAGCUCUGCAAAUCGCUGCCCUUUCUGCUCCUGCUACCCUUCCCACCCCCAACCCCGCAGAAUUUUUCUUUCCGCAGUCCCUUUUCUGAUCUGGCUCCAGACUAUCAGUAAGAAUGCACAGCUUAAUUCUGGUGUGUUUUGGGAUGCCCUCCUGCCCAGUGUUCUGGAAGGGCAGGGAGGCACGGCAGCGUUUGACUUGAUGCUGAUGGCGCUGUGAAGUCUGCAAGAAUACUGACUAUGCAGAAAUUUAUUGAAGCGGAUUAUUAUGAACUAGACUGGUAUUAUGAAGAAUGCUCAGACGUUUUAUGUGCUGAAAGAGUUGGCCAGAUGACUAAAACAUAUAAUGACAUAGAUGCUGUUACUCGGCUUCUUGAAGAGAAAGAGCGGGAUUUGGAAUUGGCCGCUCGAAUUGGCCAGUCGUUGUUGAAGAAGAACAAGACACUAACCGAGAGGAAUGAGCUUCUGGAGGAGCAAGUGGAACACAUCAGGGAGGAGGUGUCUCAGCUCCGGCACGAGCUGACCAUGAAGGAUGAGCUGCUUCAGUUCUACACCAGUGCCGCGGAGGAGAGCGAGCCCGAGUCUGUGUGCUCAACCCCGUUGAAGAGGAAUGAGUCAUCCUCCUCGGUCCAGAAUUACUUUCAUCUGGAUUCUCUUCAGAAGAAACUUAAAGACCUGGAAGAGGAGAAUGUCGUGCUGCGGUCCGAGGCUUGCCAGCUGAAGACAGAGACCAUCACCUAUGAAGAGAAGGAGCAGCAGCUGGUCAAUGACUGUGUGAAGGAGCUGAGAGACGCCAAUGUGCAGAUUGCCAGUAUCUCAGAGGAGCUGGCCAAGAAGACUGAAGAUGCUGCCCGCCAGCAGGAGGAGAUCACACACCUGCUCUCGCAAAUAGUGGAUUUGCAGAAGAAGGCAAAAGCUUGUGCAGUGGAGAAUGAAGAACUCGUCCAGCACCUGGGGGCUGCCAAGGAUGCCCAGCGGCAGCUCACAGCCGAGCUGCGCGAGCUGGAGGACAAGUACGCGGAGUGCAUGGAGAUGCUUCAUGAGGCGCAGGAGGAGCUCAAGAACCUGCGGAACAAGACCAUGCCCAACACCACACCCCGGCGCUACCACUCACUGGGCCUGUUCCCCAUGGACUCGCUGGCAGCAGAGAUCGAGGGAACGAUGCGCAAGGAGCUGCAGCUGGAAGAGCCCGAGUCGCCCGACAUCAUUCAUCAGAAGCGAGUCUUUGAGACUGUGAGGAACAUCAACCAGGCUGUCAAGCAGAGGUCUCUGACGCCGUCCCCCAUGAACAUCCCCGGCUCCAACCAGUCCUCAUCCGUGCACUCCCUCCUGUCCAGCUGCGCCAGCACCCGCCGGUCCAGCUUCUACGGCAGUGAUGUCAACAACGUCAUCUUGGAUAACAGAACCAGCAGUGGUGUCCUGGAGACAGAGCCGGCCAGCCUGGGGAACGACGCGCAGAGUAAGAAGCCGGGCACGCCGGGCACCCCGGGCUCCCACGACCUGGAGACCGCACUGAGGCGGCUGUCCCUCCGCCGGGAGAACUACCUCUCAGAGAGGAGGUUCUUCGAGGAGGAGCAGGAGCGGAAGCUCAGGGAGCUGGCGGAGAAGGGCGAGCUGCUCAGCGGCUCCCUCACGCCCACGGAGAGCAUCAUGUCCCUGGGCACACACUCCCGCUUCUCCGAGGUCACCGGCUUCUCCAGCAUGUCCUUCAGCAGCCGUUCCUACCUGCCUGAGAAACUUCAGAUCGUGAAGCCUCUGGAAGGUUCUGCCACCCUUCACCACUGGCAGCAGUUGGCCCAGCCUCACCUCGGGGGCAUCCUGGACCCCCGGCCCGGUGUGGUGACCAAGGGCUUCCGGACCCUGGACGUUGACCUGGAUGAAGUGUACUGCCUUAACGACUUUGAAGAAGAUGACACAGGUGACCGUAUUUCCCUCCCGAGCCUAGCUACCUCCACGCCAGUUCAGCACCCAGAGACCUCAGCACACCACCCUGGGAAGUGCAUGUCACAGACCAACUCCACCUUCACCUUCACCACCUGUCGCAUCCUGCAUCCUUCUGAUGAGCUCACGCGGGUCACGCCAAGCCUUAACUCAGCCCCAACUCCAGCUUGUGGCAGUGCCAGCCACUUGAAGUCCACGCCAGUGGCCACACCGUGCACUCCACGGAGACUGAGCCUGGCAGAAUCCUUCACUAACAUCCGUGAGUCCACGACCACCAUGAGCACGUCUCUGGGGCUGGUGUGGCUACUGAAGGAGCGGGGCAUCUCCGCGGCUGUGUAUGACCCCCAGAGCUGGGACAGGGCCGGCAGGGGCUCCCUCCUGCACUCCCACACACCCAGGAUGGCUGUGAUCCCCUCCACCCCACCCAACUCACCUAUGCAGACACCCACAUCCUCCCCACCCUCCUUCGAGUUCAAGUGCACGAGCCCUCCCUAUGACAACUUUCUGGCUUCCAAGCCGGCCAGCUCCAUCCUGAGGGAGGUGAGGGAGAAGAAGAAUGUCCGGAGCAGUGAAAGCCAGACGGAUGUGUCAGUCUCCAACCUCAACCUCGUGGACAAAGUCAGGAGGUUUGGUGUAGCCAAAGUGGUGAACUCGGGACGAGCCCAUGUCCCCACCUUGACUGAGGAUGAGGGGCCUCUCUGCGGGCCGCCGGGCCCAGCACCGGCCCUUGUCCCUGGAGGCCUGGUCCCUGAGGGCCUGCCCCUCGGAUGCCCCGUGGUCAGCAGUGCCAUCGGCGGGCUGCAGCUCCACAGCGGCAUCCGACGGAACCGCAGCUUCCCCACCAUGGUGGGGUCCAGCAUGCAGAUGAAAGCCCCCGUGACUCUUGCCUCAGGCAUCUUGAUGGGUGCUAAGCUUCCCAAACAAACUGGCUUACGGUGAGGCUGGGAGGCUGGGAUGGGGGCCCUUUCCCGGAGGAGACCAGUCUGGCUCCUGCCUCCCUGUCUUCCUCCUGCACUGCACGCUCGCCCUCUUCCCUCCUCUGCUCAUCCCAUCCUGAGCUAGACAAAUCAACCUUGUGCCUAGUGGGGAAGAGCGGAGACUUUAUAAAAUGUGUACAGAGGACUUGGGGACCUUGUAUCCGCCCUGCCUUUUCUGCAGAUGCCCCAGGAAGAGCCCAGCACUGUCCUCACUCUCCUGAGGACAUUGCCUGUGCUGGCCUGGGGACAGGGGCAGGCAGGUGUCCUUUCUCCUUUCCUUUGAGAAGCACUGAAACUCCCAAGUGUGUUCUUAUCCCAUGGAUAGGAAACCAGUGAAUUCGUGGCUGGCUGCCAGUGCUGUCAUUGGGCAUGGGGCACAGUGCCUCUGCCACCCAGUGUCGUCAGGCACGUUGCCUCACUCAGCCUGUAACAGUGCAAGGAGCCUCCGUCCACAGCCACAUGUAGCUUUCAGGAUUGGAGGGCCACACUUCCUUUUACGGGUGGCCCAGCUUCUCCAAGACCUCCACUGCUCUGUACCAGUGGACAGUCGCUUCUGUUUUGAGGUGUGACUUUUUCUUUCCAUGUCUUCAACGUGAGGUCAUCCUUCAAUGUUUGUAAUCAGCUGUCAGGCCAGACAUCUGACUUGAAAGAGAAUGUAUUUAUACUCCCACUGCACUAUUCAGCAGCCACUGUGUGUUCUGUGUGAUAUUUUUUCAUUUUUUAUAUAUUUUUUAUUUUUUAAGUAAUGGUACUAGAUGGGAAGUCACAGUGUACGCUCUCUGUGUGGCUCUAUGACAAGUUUCAAACACACCAAGCCGCCAAGGUAGCUUAUUUCUGGGACCCAGGGUCGCCACCAAAAUGAUUAAACCAGACUCAAGACAACUUUCACAAUGGGAUCAAAAGGAAAGGGACUAGGGAACAGAUUGUGAAAAAAGUCUGGUACAAGUAAAAAUAGCAAGAACCACAACCAAACAUACUCUUAACUCAGUCCAUGGGAGAAACAAGGCCCUGGUGUUCCGCGGGCUCCAGGCUUUACUCUGGAAGCCUGGCCCGGCCCUCGUGCUUUCCCGUAGGUGGUCUUCCUUUGCAGCCAUUCGAUGCCCACAUGUUUUGCCCUCUUGUUCCAGAACAGAAUGGUCACAAGAUACUUUCUCCCCUCAAAGCCCUUUGUUUCCAGUUGUGCCACUUUUUAUUCCUAGGAAAAUGGUAGAGGUGCUCAUGAGGAGAGCCCCAAGUGAGUGGGAAUCUGGGCCUGUUGCUGUUGCCGACUGAGUUUUGAACUUUUAUUUAUUAAUGUAUGUGCUGUAUUUUAAACAAACAUCCUCUGCCCUUCCCAGCUGGGGCACAGUGUGCCUGCGGCAUUCCAUUCUAGUCUGAGGACUGCACUGCACCCCACCGCGCUCUGUGGCCGUGUAUUCCAGGUCCUCGUGGAGGCACAGCAUCACGUACAAAUGAACUUGUCGUUUUGUAUGCCCUGUUCCUUAGCAAAAAGAGGUGUCCUUCACUUGAGUGAGUGUAACCUUACGUCCACUGAAGAUUCCUUGAGAAAGUCCCCAGGAGCAAGUUUCAGCCCCCCAAUUUCAGGAGAUUUAUUCUCUGAACACAAGGGUGUUGGUUGAUGAUGUCCCAAGUCUCCUUGUGGUUGUACAUGUGCACCCAGUGCAAGGAAGGGACACAACUCUUUUUAUUUGAAUGUAUUUUAAAGCAGUAGGUAGAAUAACAAAAGAACAUAAAAACCACGGACUGAGGGCCCCACUUCCUGUAACGACAGAGAGGAGCCCCCCAUCAUCACAAAGGAGCCACCCACGUGAAAAUCAGCAGUUCGGAGGUUGCAGUGUUUAGUAUAGUAAAUAAAUGAUCAACACUGUGCAACCACUACCAAAAAAGUGUGUUGUGGUGCCUCAAACAUCAACAAUAAAAUUUUAUUUGUUAAUAAGUACCAAUAAAAUAAUUAAUAUGAUGGAAACCACA